Polypterus senegalus (gray bichir) is the source of this 8891-nucleotide messenger RNA. RefSeq names its product FERM domain containing 3 (gene frmd3). Bases 131 to 1900 code for a protein of 589 amino acids. The record is from RefSeq and is a predicted model, not a curated record. Gene Ontology annotation, cellular component: cytoskeleton. The transcript has 14 exons. Gene Ontology annotation, molecular function: cytoskeletal protein binding. Lineage: Eukaryota; Metazoa; Chordata; Cladistia; Polypteriformes; Polypteridae.
AGCACACUCACUGGCUGUGCGUAUGUGGGGCUUCGGCAUCGCAGGGCUCAACUGACAGAUUUGCACCGCUGCGUAUUUCUUACUGGAUAGGAGCAGGAUUACUUGGGCAUGUGAAAACGACGACAGAAGAAUGAAAAUGCUUCGAUUUCGCAGUUCAAGCAUCCGAUCGUUAAACCAGGAGAUUAGGUGCACCAUCAGGCUGCUGGAUGAUUCGGAAAUCUCGUGCUGUAUACAGAGAGAGACCAAGGGCCAGUUUCUUCUAGACCACGUCUGCAAUCACUACAGCCUAUUAGAGAAAGAUUAUUUUGGCAUCAGAUAUGUUGACCCAGAAAAGCAACGGCACUGGCUGGAGUCCAACAAACCAGUUCUAAAGCAAAUGAAAUCGAAUCCACCAUAUACUAUGUGCUUUAGAGUGAAAUUCUACCCGCAUGAGCCCAUGAAGAUUAAAGAAGAACUUACCAGAUAUCUAUUGUAUUUACAACUGAAGAGAGAUAUUUUUCAUGGCCGCCUUCUGUGUUCCUUUUCUGAUGCUGCCUACCUAGGGGCCUGCAUUAUUCAAGCUGAACUGGGGGAUUAUGAUCCUGAUGAGCACCCGGAAGAUUAUGUUGCUGAAUUCAAACUAUUCCCAAAGCAGUCACCAAAGUUGGAAAGGAAAAUUGGAGAAAUUCAUAAAACUGAACUCAGAGGCCAAAGUCCCGCUGCUGCUGAAUUCAAUCUUCUACAGAAAGCCCAUUCUUUAGAAACCUAUGGGGUUGACCCCCACCCAUGCAAGGAUUUCACUGGGUCCAUGGCUUUCCUGGGAUUCACAGCCACUGGAUUUGUGGUUUUCCAAGGAAAUAAAAGAAUUCAUCUUUUAAAAUGGGCUGAUGUCAGCAAACUGAAGUUUGAAGGAAAGACAUUUUAUGUGAUAGGCAUUCAAAAAGAGAAGAAACUAGUGCUGACUUUCCAUACCUCUACACCAGCUGCAUGCAAACAUCUUUGGAAGUGUGGGGUAGAAAACCAAGCAUUCUACAAGUGUGCAAAGUCCAGCCAGGUUAAGACUGUGUCCAGCAGUAAUAUAUUUUUUAAAGGUAGUCGCUUCAGGUACAGCGGUAGAGUAGCCAAGGAAGUGAUUGAUGCCAGCUCAAAAAUUCAGAGGGACCCACCAGAAGUGCACAGAUCUACCAUUGGCCAGAGUAAAAGUUUUACCUCUCUCCACAAGCAGCUCAUCAUCAAUGUUGAACCCUUGCUCCCAGCAUUGCCUUCACAAAAUGAUACAGAAGAGAUUGUUCUUGAAAAUGGUUUGCUGGCACUGCGGGACACCAUGCACCUCACCCCACAUAAACGGACUCCAUCGGAAACAGACCCUGGAGAGGAGCCAGAAAGCAUAUCUCCAGAGGUAUGUGUUGAAGACAAACAGGAAGAGGAGGAAGAUGAAGCCCUUACAAUCUCUGAGCUCAUGUACAACCCUUGUUCAAGUGUCAUGCCCACACCAGUAGAAGAUGGAGGCAUUGAUCUGCUUUUUGAUAAUCCGGUAAAGCCAGGAAAGGACAUGGAUCCUGAUAGGGAUUCAUUUGAAGAAUUGGAUGCGGACGAGAGAGCAUUCUUAGUUGCAGAGGAGGAAGAAAUGCAAGAGGUAAGAUGGUUGCUGGGCCAAAGUUAUGAGCUUCUCACUGGCAACAAGCAAUUGAACGCCUUUGUACGUAGCUUCAUUCAGCUGUUGGCUGUGGGACUCGGACUGUUGUUGCUGGUUGUACCACUCCUCUUGGUACUUUUGGAAUCAGACAUUGAUAUUUCCUUCCUCCAUGAGAUUCGCCAGACUCCUGAAUUUGAGCAAUUCCAUUAUGAGUACUACUGCCCCCUCCGCCAGUGGGUGACUUGUAAAAUAAGCUACAUUCUGGAAACAAUGGGAGCAUCCUGAAGUUAAUGACGGCAAAGGUCUUACCCUGACUAAUGUUAAGCAUCAAAAAGAGAGUUGCUUUCAAUUACUUGCAAGGUUGUAUUGAUUGAUAAAUAUUCGGUAGUGGCUUUACUAUAUCACAGAGCAGCUAGAAUUUGUGUGAUUAAAUUCUAAUGUGUAUGGGUUAUGAAUGAUACUGAAUGAGUAUCUAUUGAGCCUACCAGUAGGUUUGGUAGAUUUAUUGUCAGCCUCAUAAUGACUGAUAUUUAUGUUCAUGCACAUUAAAGGUGAAUAAGAGUUUACAGGUCAGCUAAUCAUAUGAAGAUACUGGUUGCAGGAUACAAUAUAAACUGAAAAAUGUAGAAGUAUGAGUAACAUAGUGACAAGUGGGUUUGAAACCUUGGCCCGGUCACUGUGUAAGUAGAGUUUGCACUAUCCUAUCAAAUCUCUGUGUUUUUCUAUGGGUAGUCAAGGAUUUUCUUACCCCAAGAAUACACAAGUAACAUUAAUUGACAUCUCUAAACUGGACCCUUAUGAGUAAGUAAAUGAUGGACCCCUUCUAGCACCUGGCCAAGCACUGCUAGAAGGGGUUUCACAAUUUUGAAAAUGGAUGAAUGGAUGGAUUUACUGUAUGAAGGUGAUUCAUUAACAAGUAAGUAGUCUAUGAAUAGCAAUGCAUAACACAUCAAUUAAAAAUCUUGACAUUGAUACACAACAGGAUUAUUAUUAUUCAUGCCUUGCUGAUAAUGCCUAUUGUAUCUACUGAUACAUUACUAUAGGAUUAAUAAAGACUGACGAGUCUACUUGAUGAGGUGACAACAAUCAAACCGCAUAGUCAUAACGUGUAUUUGCAUGUUAUCUAAUGCAGCUCUAAAAUGAAUACUGUCUAAGGAUUGCAAAAAGGAUCAGGCUCUGUUGUUGUCAAUAUAGAUUAUAAAGUGCAUUUAUCUGUGUGGCUUAUGAUUUUAUUUAAUGUAUUUAAAGUACUUUUUUCUAAUAAGGGUAUAUAAAGGACAGUCGGCAUGUAGCAAAACAUCCUUUUAUUCAGUAUUGUUUUAUUGGUAAAUUCAGAAAUACAAGAUAUUAUUUAUUGUUUUGCUUUUCUUUUAAUAGUAUUUUGUGCAUAGUUUGUAUUAUCAAAAACUGUGAAGAUCAAUAGACUGUGAGAGUGUAAAACACCUUAAUAAACUCAAUGGAAUUGAAAACACAGGUAUCCUCCAGAGCCAACCCAUACAAACGUUUGUUACAAUUGAGUGGAUCAAUAAUCAGUUAAUUGCUUCUUUAUCCCUAAUUUAACUUGGUUUGAUGAGAGUAAAAGGAAAGUGAAAAAAGUGCCCAAAGGUCAGCUCACCAAGAGUUUAUUUUUUUUCUUUUUAUCAAAUUUUAAACACUAAACAAGAACAUGUAUUUUGGAUGGAAACUAAAUAGUUCUUCACAAAACAGCACUAACCUGAAUUUAAUAAUGUUCUAGAUAAUUCACUUCAUCUUGGUUGCAGGUCUUUUUUUUAGAUGAUCACAUCAGCUACAAGCUGUGGAGGGUAUAGCAGACACCCCUUUUCCCAGCUUGUUAUGUGUAUGUUUUGGACAACGAUAAGCGUUGCUAUCAAACGUCCUAAUGAUGUUUGUUAUGGACUGUGGGAGAAGGGAGGUAUUGCAAUAAGUACAAGCUGCACUAUAACAUAUAAAGUUUUGAAUGCUAUGAUGAAAAGUUUCCACUCACAAUUUUUCAACUCUGUCUCAUUUUUUUGUACUGAAAGCCUUCAAUGAAGAGUUUAUUCUUCUUCUGGCUGUGUUUACAUAGGUUUAGUCUGAUAACUCUUAUAUCCUUACACAAUCCCAAGGUACACUUUAUGUUUACUUCUGACUCAAAAUUUUCAUGGUGCAAAGGCAUAUGCAUGAGUGUAUCUUGCAAUGACCUUGUAACCCCAUCCAGGGUGAUUUCCUGCCUUAAUGCAGUCGUGGCCAGGAGAGUCUAGUUGGAUAUAUGUAAAUGUACUUCAUAAUAUAAUUAUUUAUAAUGUACAUUUUCCUUGUUAUUGUAAAACUCCCUUUAUAUAGAGACCAAUGUAUUAAAGUGAUGGGUUAAUACUUAUUAUUCAAAAUAACUGUACUGUUCAAAACUGUUCCCCCCAUAUUAUACAAAACAAGCUUGCACUGUUUUUGAAAGCAACACUCAAUUUAAAACCGUAACCAUGGCCUAUACAAGCAACUUUGUUUAUGCUCUUUUUAAUGUUUUGUAUAUUUUUAUGUGAUCAAGUAUUUCAGGAAUUUUUUUAGUCAAAACAGCCUACUUUAAUUAUUUCAUGUACAGAUUUGUUGCAAAAACUGGCAAGGAGAAUUAUGAUCAUUUUUAAUGUUUGGUAAAUUUUACAGGACUUGUAUAGGGAAUGCUAUAAAUUUGAUAGUAGAUGAAAAAUUCAUGCAAGUAGAAUGAGUUAUUUUUUUAACUGAAUAAAAUGCAAUCUGAAAAUAACUGCCAUUAGAGAGGAAAAGUAAAAUAUACAUCUAGAAGAACAUAGCACAAUCAUAAUGAUUGAGAUGAAAACAGAUUUGUUCAAUUUAAGCAUACCUGUAGUUUGUGAGAAAUACACAUUAAACAAGUAUUUAAUUUAAAAAUGUAGACAUGUUUAAAACUAUGUGUUGGUAAGUUGCUGUUAUGUUUUUGAUCUAACUGACUGUUUUUUUAUCUGUACUGAGCACAGAGUCUCUGUACUAAAAAUUGUUAUCUGGUUUCAGAAUGAAGGCUUUUCAUCUUUGGGUCAUCAUUGAUAUUUCUGGUUAUAGUAAAAUAUGCCAGAAUGUGACUCAAAAGUUGUAUGUAGGCUAUGGGGAACAGGCAUACAACAGGAGGAGCCUGAUGCAACCAACACCAGUGUGGAAUUAAUUGUGAUCUAAUAAUCUUUGUUCCUGAAGCUACUUUAAUUACAUCAUAAUUCAUUUAAUAGGCACAUUCAGGCUAAUAUUACAGUAACACAGAUCAAAUCAUUAAAAAAAGAUUUUUACAUUUUUUUUUGUCAGUUAAAUAUUGUAAAAUGUACAUUAUAUUUGAAUCAAAUUAUUUUCAGAUAAAAUUGUCAAUAUUCUGUUUGAAUGCCAGUAAUUCUGAAGGGUAACAUCUAAAACAAACCAAAUAUCACAUCUUCAUCAGCAUACUACCAUCCAAAGGGGUAAAUGAAUUCAUAAACUUUGGGCUAUACAAAAUAUUAAUUACAAUGAAUAGUGCUGGGUAGGGCUCACAGCUUCAGGGACUAGGGUUUUGAUGUCUAGCCUUGUCACUGCCUGUUUGAUUUUGCAUGCUCACUUUGCGUUUGCUUGAAUUUCAUCACAAAACCCAAAGUUGUGUAGUCUAGAUUGACUGUCGACUCUAAAUAGGUCCACUGUGUGUGGUACAUGAGCAUGGCCUGCUAUACCCAUUGCUUGCUGAUGGGUAUAUUCUAACUGUUUGUAAAUCUGUACUGACAUUGUAGGAUUACCUAAUAAAAGGAUGAAUGAAUGAAGUAUAGAAGUAAGCAACUAAUCUAGCUAUUGUUUCAUACUGCCCUUCUUUGUGAGAUGGCCAUGCGGAGUGAUUCUAGAGGGCAGUAUUUGGGGUGAUCCUUUAUCAUACACAAAUUAUCAGUCCAUCUACCCAUCUAUUUUGUGAACCUAUUCAUGGUCAGGGUCAGAUAUCCCAGAAGAAAUUAAUGCAAGGCAAGAAGCAACCUGUAUAUAAAAACAAAUACAACACAGACAGGUCCAAGGUGUAGUUUGUGAAGUAAAGAUGUUCAGGCAAGAGCAUGGGUCAGUCUCUGUUUUAACUGAAUAUCUUGUUUCUUUACUAGAAGAAGAAGAUAAACUUUGGUUCAGCACAUUUGGAGACUUCAUUUAUACAUUUGCUUCAUAUGUUACGUACCAUUCCAUUGUUACAUUUUGUCUUCCAUAUACAGUACCUUUUAAAACUUAUUUUACAUUUAUGAAGUUCCAUUUUCCUAUGGUAACAUCAUUACAUGCAGUCAGCAUGAUUUUACCAUGGCAAUAUUUCAUAUAUAUAUAAUAAUGUAGAUACAACAUUUCAUUUAUUAUAAGAUCUUAAUAAAAGUGAACCUAUAUAUACAUUUCUAAAUGUGCUGUAGUUAAUUUCUUGUAGAACAACCAACAUAUUUAGCACUACCAUUUACAUCUAGUAUAGGUGAUAAGAUGAAAUAAUAAAAGGAAUAUUCAAUAGAUCUCAAAAUAAAGAAAAAACUGCAAAAAAUGGCAAAAACACUAGUGCCAUAAAAAAGAGAGCACACAAAAGGCAGAAAUGGAGAGCAUUACUCUUUCAUCUGGGUUAAAAGAACAAGACUAUGACAAAGUAGAUGCUUAGUCAAAAGAUAGAAGUCUGUAGACUUCACUGUAUGAGUCAAGGACAACCAGGGAGAAAACAUAGGAGGAAAGUGGCAGGGGACAAAGCUAAGUAGAACAGAAAAGACAGUGCAGACAAGCAGAGGAUAGAAACAAUAUGGUCAGUGGCAUUUAAUUAUUCAUUGAAUAAAUAAGGCUAAAGAUCUGUUUGGCUAAUCGGGUCAUGGGAUGAAGCCACAUAAGUCCUGUUAAUGCUGGUACCUGUGGUACUGCUACUAGCAGUUCUGGUAAGGAAGGUUAUGUGCAGAAAAUACAAUUGACACAGUGUUUAAAAAGGGAAGUGCCUGUCCUCUUAAACUAUCCUCACUGCUAAUGGGGUGAGUAUAUUGUAAUCACUGCAGUUACAGCACAUUUUGGAAGGGAGUGAUGAAGUAGGGAAAAGAAAGUAGUGUAUUACUCAGUGUAGAAGACCUCAACUACAGAGGUGGUUGUUCUAAGGUUUUAACGUAUGUAAAAAUGAGUUAACUACACUGCACAAAGGUCUGGACAAUGGAAAAAGUUAAACUAACCUGAAGAUGUUAUAAUAAAAUGUAGCAAAAUGAUAUGUAAGGUCAGCAGAACUAAUACUCAAGUAAAGUAAAAGACAGCCAAAGAAGACCAGAGGGCCUCAGAAAGAAGCAAGCAGCACUAAACGAGGAAACAUAUUAGGUCAAAGACCAGACAACUACAAAUACAUACAGAAAAACACAAUUUCUUAGUUGGAUCAAAUAGACCAUAGAAGUUAGAGAAAAACCAUACAAGUAUGCAAAGAAAAAAGUCACAAACUUAUCAGUUCAGUCUUCUCUGACUUUCUGUGUUACCUUGACCAUUUCAUUUAUUGUGCUUGUGGUUGGAUUGUAAAAAAAUGGAAACAUUUGUACUUUAAACAGUUUUCAGUAUGAAAAUGCACUAUUUAACCUAAGGGCAUUUUGAUUAAGAAAGGUUUAAAUACAAAAAGUCAUCCAAUCAGACCUAAACGAAAAAAGUUAAAUGUUAUAAAAAAUAAAAUACAAUCAAGUAGAAGAGAGGAAUGAGGUUGGUUUGCUCUACUACAGAUUUUCCAUUUAACUUUGUUUAGCUUCAAUUCAGUACAGAAUCAGGUGAUUUUACAUUUUUCACCACAUGCUGGGAUGUUGCCUCCUUUUUUGAGAAACUAGUGAUUGCAAUUUGAGAAAACAUGCAUGAUCCUGGUAGGUACCACACUCAAAGAAACACCAUGUCUCCUGCAGUCAUUUGUUUUGUUCUCUUUACUUGUAGGUAUUUCCCUAUAUUUUAGGAUGCAUCAGCAUGUUUGAUAUGGAUUUAAGGUGUUUAUGGGUUGCAUGUAUACUGUAGUAGUGUGUAUAAUAGAAUAUGAAGACGUGAAAAUUGAAGUUGGUACUGUAUGGCACAAACAAGUUGAGAAGUGAUGCUCUAGGUACCUUUAAUAGACAUUUUUUAACCUUUAAAAGCCCAACAGUUUUGGAAGUACAUGAUUGUUCCAGCCAACAUGCAUUAAAGGAUCUUUUUACUUUGCAUUUAGUCAUAAUAUUCCACUCAUAUAUUAAUGUAAUUUAAUUAAAUGUAAACAUUCUAUAGCAUUGUGUGUGUUUUCUUAACACUUUUAUUCAACAAUACACAUUUCUUAAAUUGAUAUAAGACUUUAAAUUACUGCACAUAUCCCAAAUUGUUAAAGACUGUGCAAAAGUACACUGUGUACAAUACAUCACUGUAAUCGAUUAUUAGUCCUUCUGUUUCAGUCAUAUACAUGCAGUAAACUGCACAACCCUGCUUGGACUUGAAGUCGCCUUUCUAGAAUGCAUAAUAUGGUGAAAUGUCAAGGAGCAACUAAAGCUACAUUUAAUUAUGAUCCAGUGUCACACCACUUUAAAAAUAUUGCUUUUGACAGUAAAAAUAUUCCUUUCUUUUGACCAGCAAUAUUUCUUCAAUUGUUAAAGGUCAGUAAGUAGUAAUUAAGUUUGAGCAAACAAUUCAUCCUUUAAUGAUACUCAUGCAUAUGAUGAGCCACAUUAUCACUUUUUGAUUUAUAAGGUUAAAAUAAAAACUUUUUUAACAUUUGGACAAAAGCAUGUCAGAAAGAGACUCAAACUUAAAGCAAAACAACAUAAUGUAAGCUGCCUGAUUUGUCUACUUACUGAACAUUAGAGUUGAGAAUAUCAUUUUAAUCAGACCUUAUCAGAAGUCAAAGAAAAGGCACUUAGCAACUGACAUACAGUAUGUAAAGCAAACAUGUAAAAGGGUAACAAAUUGAUCAAUACCUUUUGGUAGCAGUUAAGGACUUUACUUGUGCUUAGGCUUGGGAUAGGUAAAGACUAGACAAUUUUAUUCAAUGUGAAAAGUAAAAAUCUGUACAGAUAAAGUAAGCACUCUUUAUUGUAUUUUUACCUGUAACUGUUUGUUGUUAUCUAUUUGUAAAAUUCUUAUGCUCUUUAUUCUCUGUUUGUAAACUCAACUCUGGGAGGAUUUUCAAAAUACAGUUGUUUAUUAUGGUCUGAAAAAAAUGCUGGAACUCAAGCCUUAUGAACUUUGUAAAGUGUAUUUUGAAUUAAUGUUUAUAUGUCACCCUAUGAAAUGGAUUGUUUUAUAUGUUAGUAUUGCCACAAUAAAAAUCCAUAAAUUAAAAUUAAUGUAUACUAUUCUGGUUACAACA